AUUAAAGGUCAAAAGUUUCGCGGGAACCAACAUGGCGAACGGGAUGGCGUCCACAGCGCUGGACGCGGUGCAGUGUCCCGUUUGUCUUAAAGACUUCACGCCGGCCACCAUUAACGCACACCUCGACGUGUGUCUGCUGAAAAGCGUCACCGAAAGCAGCCCGCCGUCAGGAGACGACAGCGAGCCUCCCAUGAAAAAAUCUCGCAUAAGCGCGGAGGCUGAGCCUCCCUGCCACGGGGUCAACAACACUGCUGCGGCCACCUCCUCCUCCUCCUCCUCCACUUCCUCCUCCACCUCCCCCGUGGCCGCUGCGGCUCCUUCAUCUUCGGUAUUUUCUCUGUUUCAGACCAACAAGAGUAAAGUUUCAGCUCCGAGUGAACGGAGCAGGUUUUUAUCAAGUAAACAAACUGCUGUCAACAAGGGAGUUAAACGUGCUUUCCUGGGCGAGGCGGAGCCGGAAUCAGCAGCAGGUCCAACUAGUGACCUGAGGACCCAGCAGCCCCCUGCACAGAACAGACACACUUUAUCACCAAAGACACUGCUGUCCACCAACAAGCCUUUAGCGGAGAUGCUGAGACCAAACACACUGGAGGAAUACUUCGGUCAAAAUAAAGUUGUGGGCCAGCAAACACUCCUCCGCUCUCUUCUGGACUCGCAGGAAAUCCCGUCUCUGAUCCUGUGGGGACCACCAGGGUGCGGAAAGACCACUCUGGCUCACAUAAUUGCCAGCAGCAGUAAAAAGAAAGGAACCGCUCGCUUUGUCACUCUGUCCGCCACCAGUGCGUGCACCAAUGACGUGCGGGAGGUGAUCAAGCAGUCGCAGAAUGAGCUGCGGCUGUGCAAGAGGAAGACCAUCCUGUUCAUUGAUGAAAUUCAUCGCUUCAACAAAUCCCAACAGGACACCUUCCUUCCUCACGUGGAGUGCGGAACGGUGACUCUGAUCGGGGCUACAACAGAAAAUCCGUCCUUCCAGGUGAAUGCUGCCCUACUGAGCAGGUGCAGGGUGCUGGUUCUGGAGAAGCUCUCUGUGGAGGCGAUGGGCUCGAUCCUGGACAGGGCUGUGGCCACUCUGGGGAUCAGAGUCCUGGGACGAGAUGCAACAAAUCCCAAAGAUGAAGACCAAUCAGACGGACUUGAGCCAAAGAUUUCCAUUGAACAAACAGCUCUGGAAACCAUCGCCUUCCUUUGUGAUGGUGACGCGAGAACAGGACUCAACAGUCUGCAGCUGGCUGUUCAGGCUCAGGUGAGCUCGGCCCGGCCCGACCCAUCCAGAGAAGAUGGUUCUCAGGAAAUACUGGUGACGGAGCAGCACGUCAAGGAAGGACUUCAGAGGUCCCAUAUUCUUUAUGACAAAGCUGGUGAAGAGCAUUAUAACUGUAUCUCAGCGCUCCAUAAGUCGAUGAGAGGCUCCGAUGAGAAUGCAUCUCUGUACUGGCUCGGCCGCAUGCUGGAGGGCGGAGAGGAUCCUCUCUAUGUGGCUCGCAGACUGGUUCGCUUUGCCAGCGAGGAUGUGGGUAUGGCGGACCCCUCCGCUCUCCCUCAGGCCGUGUCAGCCUUCCAAGCCUGCCACUUCAUCGGGAUGCCUGAAUGUGAGGUGAUCCUGGCUCAGUGUGCAGUCUACAUGGCACGAGCCCCCAAGUCUGUGGAUAUCUACAACGCCUAUGCUAAUGUGAAGACCUGUUUGAGGAACCACAAAGGCCCUCUCCCUUCUGUCCCCCUGCACCUUCGCAACGCUCCCACCAAGCUGAUGAAACAGCUGGGCUACGCUAAAGGCUACAAAUACAACCCUGCCUUCAGCGGCACCGUGGAGCAGGACUACUUACCUGACGCGCUGCAGGGGAUCAACUUCUUCACCUGGACACCUGCAGACCCCUAAGGAUCUGUUGCAAUGACUGACACAGCUUGCUCUAACAGGUUAAAAAUCAAAGCUGUAACUUCUGAUUAUUUUCCAUUAUCAAUUAUUCUGUUGUUUAUUCACUUGAUUAAUCAUUUGAUCUAAAAAAAAAAAAUUCAGAAAACAGUGAUAAAUGUCCAACGUGAUGCUUUUAAAUGUCUUGUUUGUCAACUCCAAAACCCAAAGAUAUUCAGUUUAAUAACAUAAAACUGGGAAAAGCAGGAAAUCUCCUAAUUUUAGAGGCUGAAGACUGCAUUUUCUGUCAAUUUUGCAUGAAAAGUUACUAUCAUGGUUAAUCUCUCCUCAAAAUAGGUGGCGAUUAUUUUUCUGUCCAAUGACUAAACUGUUAGUCGAAUAAUCUUUGCAGCUCUACUGAUGAAUGAAAACAAUCCCACCAAAUAAUCACGUGUUGUGUUAAGUAAGUUUUUAUAGCUGCUAAUCCAAAUUCAAAGUUACUAUUGGGACUUAAUUUGCAAACAUUAAAAAAAUAAUUAAGCAUGUGUCCAUCAGUCAACCAUCAUGUGAUGUUCAAAUUUCUCUC
This is a messenger RNA of Centropristis striata (black sea bass), 2435 nucleotides long. It is a transcript of the gene wrnip1, whose product is annotated as WRN helicase interacting protein 1. Gene Ontology annotation, molecular function: ATP binding; enzyme activator activity; ATP hydrolysis activity. NCBI's taxonomy places the organism in Eukaryota, Metazoa, Chordata, Actinopteri, Perciformes, Serranidae. Bases 32 to 1876 code for a protein of 614 amino acids. The transcript has 7 exons. The record is from RefSeq and is a predicted model, not a curated record. Gene Ontology annotation, cellular component: nucleus. Gene Ontology annotation, biological process: DNA repair; regulation of DNA repair; DNA-templated DNA replication.